Molecule: messenger RNA, 2494 nt
Organism: Populus nigra (black poplar)
Lineage: Eukaryota; Viridiplantae; Streptophyta; Magnoliopsida; Malpighiales; Salicaceae
Product: heat stress transcription factor A-6b
Exons: 2
Coding region: 464-1564 (366 amino acids)
Biological process (GO): regulation of transcription by RNA polymerase II
Cellular component (GO): nucleus
Molecular function (GO): RNA polymerase II cis-regulatory region sequence-specific DNA binding; DNA-binding transcription factor activity
Source: RefSeq, a predicted model, not a curated record
CCAUUUCUCAUCUGUGCAUAGGUGUCAUAAGCCCACCAACUUGUAACGACAUAAACGACCUUCCUUUCCCAAAACAAAGCAAAUUUCAUCACUCACAUAUAUCUCUAAUGCUACUUUGCCCUGUUUCUUUCAUCACAAUUUCCCUUCUUUUCUCCCCAUGACCUUGCUUUGAAUUCUCUUUCUAGCUUAAAGGGAGUAGCCUCCUCUGUUUUUCUUGACCAUAUCUCUCUUUUUUGGAGCAAACCCCUUUUUUGUAUUACUUUCUUGAACUUUUUCCUUUGCCUUUUCCUUGCUAGCUUUCAUUUUUCGACAAGAUUUCUCUAAAAUCCAUCCAUUCUGCACCAGGAGUUUCGAUUUUGGCCGUGGCUAGUUUUAUCAAUAAUCUUGAACUGACACUGGGGCAAGUAGUUUUUUUUUCCAUCAAAAUAAAAUAAGAAUUGAAGCAGUGAAUCAAAUUGCAAUCAUGAAUCCAUAUCUAACAGUGAAGCAAGAGUACGCAGGAUCAAGUUUAUUGCCUCUGUCCGGCGGUGAUGAGCCGCCAACAACGAUGCUCCCACCACAGCCGAUGGAAGGUUUACAUGAUACAGGACCACCGCCAUUCCUGACCAAGACUUUUGACAUGGUGGAUGAUCCAAUGACCAAUCACAUAGUUUCUUGGAGCAGAGGAGGGUUUAGCUUUGUUGUUUGGGAUCCUCAUUCUUUCUCCGCAAAACUCCUUCCUAGAUACUUCAAGCAUAAUAAUUUCUCCAGCUUUGUCAGGCAGCUCAAUACUUAUGGCUUUAGAAAGAUUGAUCCAGAUAGAUGGGAGUUCGCCAAUGAAGGAUUUCUGAGGGGUCAAAAGCAGCUUCUAAGGAAUAUAAAGAGAAGAAAGGCAGCUUCUCAGCCUCUUUCUCAACAGCAAGCUCCAGAUGCCUGUGUUGAAGUUAGCCGUUUUGGAUUAGAUGGAGAAAUCGAUCUCUUGAAACGUGACAGGCAGGUUUUGAUGAUGGAAUUAGCGAAGCUUAGACAGCAACAACAGAAAGCUAGAUCUUAUAUACAAGCUAUGGAGCAAAGGCUACAAGGGACAGAACAAAAGCAGCAGCAGAUGAUGCAAUUCUUAGCUCGAGCAAUGCAAAAUCCUGCCUUUCUACUGCAGUUAGUCCAACAGAAAGGGAAAAGGAAAGAACUUGAGGAAGCAAUGACUAAAAAGAGAAGAAUUCCUGUUGAUCAAAGACCUGGUCGAAGUGGUGGUGGUGAAUCAAACCGUAUUGAUGAAAGUGCAAACCCCAUCAAGGCAGAGGCUUUAGAGUAUGGAGACUACGGAUUUGAAGUGUCAGAGCUGGAGGCACUUGCAUUGGAAAUGCAAGGGUAUGGCAAGGCAAGGAGAGAGCAAGAGGAUGGAGUAGAAGAGCUAGAGCCACUAGAGAGCGGAGAUAGAGAACUUGACGAGGGAUUUUGGGAAGAACUGUUAAAUGAGAGUGCUAGAGGAGGUGAAGAUGAGGAUGUGAAUACAUUGGCUGAGCGCUUGGGUUAUUUGCGUUCAAGUCCUAAAGUACAGAAAUUGAACAAUUUUCCGCAUUGCUAACCACCACCACCACCACUUAAUUCCCGCAAUGAUCAUUUCAUUGUGUAGCAGGUUUCCAUGGUCAGAUUGUUAGUUGAUAAUCUUUUUUGCGGCAAUGGGUCCUUUCAAAAGUCUUUAGGCUAUAAUCUUCACCUGCGUUUCUUGCUAUUGCGUUUCUUUCUGGUGUUUCUAACCCUUGUAUUUUGUCAAUUUCUCCGUUUUGUACAUCCUUUCUUCUUGUGUUUCUCCAUCUUGGUUAGGUUGCAGCAGUGCUCGGACAGAGUCUGGUAGUCCUUAUCAUGAUUUGUCUCAAAGGUUACUAGAUUUUUUUCUCUCUCUCAACUGCUCUUUGACUUAUGCGUUUAAUUCAUUAGUUAACAGCAGCUUGUAAUUUUCCUUGGCCUCGAAUAAAUGUAGACUGUUGAGAUGCUGUUGAGUUGGACGAGGUGUGGCUGCAAGUUGCAAGAAGCCACAACUAGUUGCCUUUGGAUUCAAACAACCGACUAGGUAGUUAACCGCGUCGGCUUGAUUUUUUCUUUUUCUUGAUCUGUCUUUUCUUUUAUGCAAGGGAAAGGGAGAUUUGGUCGGUGAUGAAAUUCUUGAAGUUGCUUCUGUACCAUAUGUAGAUUUUUUUCAUGACUCUGCAAUUUGGCUCUUGAUUUUUCAUUUUCAUUGCCCGCGGGGCUCCAAAAGUCCAGGAUACAUCGCAUUGAUUUCCUGACCAAUAACCAACAAAUGCGCUCAUGGCGACAUUUUGUGGCGGAUCGUGGUGCUGUCCUCGAAAUGGUGAUGAAGAGCAGUCGCUUUCGGAAAACCAGCACCAUCGAUCUUCGUGGGCAGCUGCCCUCCUGUACGAUGAGCUCUUAAUUUAUCUGACUUGUCGUUGCAUGAACCAUGUGAACUUUGCCUAAAAACACGAAAUUGAAUGAAGGAAAAGGACUGCUUAAAAUA